AAUCAAAGUUCUAACCUGUAGAACGCUGUUAAGACGAUUGAAAUAUAGAGAAAAGUAGGGAGAAAAAAAACGAAGGAGUGAGCGACGUCGAUGGCUGGGCGUUGACCAAUCAGAGCGAAUUAUGGGCAUUUGGAAGUGACGGUGAUAUGAGAUCAGCGCUAAAGAAAGAAAAAUCCCCAAAUCAACGGCGUUCGUAAAGGAAGCAUCGGGGAGAGAGAAAGAGAAUUGCGCGAGUAUGAUUGGUCGAGAAGGGAUACGCGGUGUUGGAUGUGGUAGGGGUACUCGCGUGAGAGAGUCGCCUCGUUGUAGCGUCAGCACGCACUAAGCGGUUCAAUCUGUGCGUUAACGAACACUUUCUUUCAUAAGAGGCUUGAAAAAGCUCAACAAGAUAAAUCCUUGGAAUAUAAGGACGGCGGAAUAUAGAAGAGAAGGAAGAAGAAGAAACAGCAAAUAUGUCGACGAAAUCAAAUAAGAAGACGUCCUCGACGACUAUGUCUUCUAAUACGAGCACCAUUCAAACACCACCACCACCACCUCAUUCGUCCACACCUAUCGGUGGCCAAAGACCUGGCAGUCCAUUAAGUCCUACGCGUUAUUCACGAUUGCAAGAAAAGAAGGAUUUACAAAACCUGAACAAUCGGCUAGCAUGUUAUAUUGACAAGGUGAGGCACCUCGAAGCCGAAAAUUCAAGACUUACGCGGGAAGUACAUACUACACAGGAAACAACUACACGCGAGGUUUCCAAUAUUAAGUCUAUGUAUGAGCAGGAAUUAUCCGAUACAAGAAAAUUGUUAGAUGAAACUGCCAAGGAACGGGCUAAGCUUGAGAUUGAUACAAAACGAUUAUGGGAUUGCAACGAGGAACUUAAAAAUAAAUUGGAGAAAAAGACAAAGGAUUUGCAAAUAACCGAAAGAAAUUUAAGUUUGUACGAAGCGAGAAACAAUGAUUUGACAUCUCAAUUAACUCAAUGUCAAACCGAGCGUAAAAAAAUUACGGAUAAGGAUAGAGAAUUGGAAAAGGAGAAUGAACGAUUGAACGCAGCUCUGAACGAUACGCGUCAUCAUCUGGAAGAAGAAACGUUACAGCGUAUAGAUCUUGAAAAUCAUAUUCAAAGUCUCAAAGAAGAUUUAAGUUUUAAAGAUCAAGUAUAUCAACAAGAACUUACCGAAACGCGUUCGAGACGGCAGGUUGAAAUCUCCGAGAUAGACGGAAGAUUGGCUGAAAAAUAUGAAGCUAAAUUACAACAAUCAUUACAAGAAUUGCGUGACCAGUAUGAGGCACAAAUGCGAGCCAAUCGCGAGGAGAUUGAAAUGUUAUAUGAAAAUAAGAUCAAAAACUUGACUUCACAUGCUCAACGUAAUAGCGAUGCAGCCAAUAAAGCUAUCGAGGAAUUGAGACAAACUCGAUCAGGAAUUGAUACUUUCAAGCAAAAGAUCAACGAGCUCGAGGCCUCUAUCAAUGCUUUGAAUGCGAGAAUUCGGGACUUGGAAAGUCUACGCGAGAACGAACGUAUGCGGCAUGCUGAAAGUAUAGCCGCUUACGAAGCAGAAUUAGCUCGCAUGAGAGAUGAAAUGGCUCAACAAUUACAAGAGUAUCAAGAUUUAAUGGACAUAAAGGUUGCCUUAGACUUGGAAAUUGCUGCAUAUCGUAAAUUGUUAGAAUCCGAGGAAGCUAGGUAUAAUUGUACACUUACAAUAUUUAUUAAUAAAAAAAAAAAAGAAACGGGUUUAUUAUUUCUCUAUAUCGUUUUUAGGUUGAAUAUAACACCAGCAACCCAAUGUAGUACUAGUAACGUGACACAGACUAGCAGAAAUACUCCAGCAAGACAAACACCUCUGAGAGGAAAGAGAAAGAGAACUUUACUAGAGGAAAGCGAAGAACGUAGUAGUAGUGACUACAGUAUCAGUGGUACAGCAAGGGGCGACAUUGAAAUUACGGAAGCUGAUCCUCAUGGUCGAUAUGUCAAACUUACUAACAAGGGUAACAAAGAAAUUGGACUCAGCGGUUGGCAAAUUAUUCGCAAGGCUGGCACUCUAGAAACAGUCUUUAAAUUCCAUCGAACUGCAAAACUCGACUCGGGUGCAAGCGUAUCAGUUUGGUCAGCUGAUAUUGGUGCGACUCAUGAACCACCAUCCAAUAUCGUUAUGAAGGGUCAAAAAUGGUUCAUUGCAGAAAAUAUGACUACAGUUUUACUAAACAAUGACUCAGAAGAAAUGGCAACAUCUGAACGAAAACGACAACAGUUGUCCACAUCUGUUUCACGGCAUAGAGAAAGUUUAGGAUUCCGACCUUCAGAAGAUCUCCAUUACCAGCAGAGAAGAUAUCUCUACCCAUAUUAAGUGCCUGGGCACAUGAACUCUGAUGGGCAUCUUAUGGUGAUGCACCGGGUGGUCCCGAACGUUGUCGCCUUAUGUGAACAUAUUAAAUUACAUUUAUUAGAAAUAAGCAUUUUUAUUAUAACAUGAUUUCUUCAAAUACUUAUAUUUAAAAUACCGAUAUUUUAUGCCACGAGCAGUAUAUAAAAUAUCAACGAUUAUAAUAUUAACAUACAGAUAAAAUAAAUAAUAAAAAGAAGUAAGACUAUGUCGAAAAUAUAUAUAUCUAGGGCUCGAUACAUUUGUAAGCUGAUUAUCGUUUCAGAUAGACAGGAUUAAAUGUAAAAAUACAUACGAAAAAUGAAUAUCUAGCUAAAAUUAAAAUGAGAGACAUGGUAUGGUAUAAUAUUGUUCACAAAUCAAAGUUUAUAAUUAUAAUUUUUUCUAUAUUCGUACGUACAUAAAUAUUAUUUAUUUUUUUUUAAUCAUUCUUUUGUGGUUACUGUUUUUGUCGCGUCACAAUUCUUAAUUUAUUUGUACUUUUCUUUUUUUACAAAUCCUGAUUCUUGAUGGAAUUGUUCUUUCGUUUGUUGAAGCUAAUCUAAUUAAAUGGUGUCAUGCCUUGAUGUUUUGUGCUUUUAUAAUUAUCUCUCUCUUAUUAUUCAAUAUAUCAUUGGGAAUGAAAAUGAAAUAGUACACUGUUCGUGAAAAUUACAAUUCUCGUACGAUAAUAAAGAAUUAACAACAAGAGAAACGUAUUUAUGAUUCCAUUGAGACGGUUAUCACUUGUAGAUUCGAAUAUAAAAUUAUUCUAUAUAAUUGUAAACAAAUUUAUAUAUCAUAUCAUUUAUGUUAAUAAUAAAAAUCAGAAAUAUUAACUGUAGCAAAGUGUAUUCGUAAUUUCUGUUUAUUUGUUCGUUUAAAUAAUUAAAAUUAUGAAUAUUGUAUUAUAUUGCCAAUUAUCAACCAGUAAUUAUGGAAGUGGUCUGAAUCGUUUGGAAUAAUAAAAAUUAUAAAAUUUUGUCUUUUUUCAAGAAUAUAAUAUAAAUAGUUACUUUAUUUUCGGGUUUGUCAUUAUAGGAAAAUAAUAUGCAUCUCAAUACGAAACAUAUGAUUUUUAAUCCAUUUCCAUAAUCAUCGGUUCAUAUGUUAAAUAAGAACAUAGAAUUUU
Molecule: messenger RNA, 3486 nt
Organism: Polistes canadensis
Lineage: Eukaryota; Metazoa; Arthropoda; Insecta; Hymenoptera; Vespidae
Product: lamin Dm0-like
Exons: 9
Coding region: 453-2339 (628 amino acids)
Source: RefSeq, a predicted model, not a curated record